Messenger RNA from Schistocerca serialis cubense, 708 nucleotides. RefSeq names its product GILT-like protein 1. Gene Ontology annotation, molecular function: oxidoreductase activity, acting on a sulfur group of donors, disulfide as acceptor. Bases 1 to 708 code for a protein of 235 amino acids. The transcript has 6 exons. NCBI's taxonomy places the organism in Eukaryota, Metazoa, Arthropoda, Insecta, Orthoptera, Acrididae. The record is from RefSeq and is a predicted model, not a curated record.
AUGCGCCUUCUGCAGCCUCUAGCGUUUCUGAGCCUGCUCUCGGCCCUUGUCACACAGGGCGUGGACUGCGAGCCGGUGCUGGCGACCGUCUACUACGAGGCCAAGUGCCCCUACUCUCGCGACUUCGUGGUCCAGCAGCUGCUGCCCGCCGUCCUGAGGGACCCGGAGCUGGUGCGGCCGGUGCUCGUGCCUUUCGGGAAGGCAAACGUAACUGCGACCCCGGAGGGCUACGACUUCACGUGCCAGCACGGACCAACCGAGUGCCUGGGGAACCGGCUGCACGCCUGCGGCAUCGCCCUGGCCUCCAGCCGCACGCUGCAGGUGUCGUACGCCGCCUGCCUCAUCAGUAACUACACCGACGUCCAGGCCGCCGCCCAAGAGUGUGCUGACGAGUUGGGCCUGCCGUUCUCAACCAUUUCCGAGUGCGCAAACGGUACAGCUGGUAGCGAACUGAUGAGGGCGUAUGGGAACACCACGAAAGACCUGAGUCCUCCGCUGACAAGUGUCCCGACAGUCACACUGAACGGGAACAGAGGCAACCAGACGGCCAUCUUGUAUGACUUCUGGGAAGAAGUUGUUAAGCUCUCCGAAGAAACGGAAGGGAGGAGUGGCUCCAGCCGCAGUGGAGGGCGGUCGGUGGGCUCGAUGCCUCUGCUGCUGCUGCUGCUGCUGCCAUUCUGGGGCCUGCUGGUGCGGUACGAGAAGUAG